Molecule: messenger RNA, 2490 nt
Organism: Seminavis robusta
Lineage: Eukaryota; Bacillariophyta; Bacillariophyceae; Naviculales; Naviculaceae
Source: the annotation of a GenBank genome assembly
AUGAUGAUGAGACAACCCUCCCAACAGACGGCAGAUGCGACUGUGGAUGCAAACAACAACAACAACGGCAGCAGCACUCCCUUGGAGAAUGACAAUGAUGUGUCCCACUCGGUGGCUGGUUCCAACAGCAGUGAUACCAAGCGAAGAAGGCGACGACAAGCAUCUGCCGUGCACUGCCUCCGAUGGAUGUUGGGGAUUGUCUUGUUGUGUUCUACCGUCAGCAUUGCCAGUUUGGUCUACUUGCUCCAAUCGGAAACAGAACAGAAUGAAUUCGAGACACAACUGGAGAGUGAUGCGACCAAAUUGCUGUCAAGUGUGGGACGCAAUUUUGCCAUGACGCUGGCGGCAGCCGAGCUGUACAUGUAUCGCAUCAUGUACCAAGCCGCACUGAGCGAUGCCACGUGGCCCAUGAUUACCAUUCCUGGACUGGCGGUCCAAGCGGCCAAAUUGAUGAGUCAAACCAAUUCCAUUUACAUGACGUUCUAUCCGCUGAUUGCGACUCCAGAAGAUCGAAAGACAUGGGAGAAUUUUACACAACACAAUGACGGCUGGGUCGAGGAAGCACUCCAAGUACAAGCCAAGGAUCCCAAUUUUCAUGGGCCCAUUCUCGACAAUUACACCAAAAGUUAUACCGUUUGGAGAAAUGAAGGACCCGAACCCGAUAAUGCCACUGGACCCUUUCUACCGUCGUGGAUGGGAAGUCCCGUGAUUCCCUACUAUUACCCCUACAACUGGAACGCAUUGGCGUAUCCGGCAUUUGGAGAGGGACUUACCCAUUGCAUGCACACCAAAUGUGCCGUCGUAACUCCGGUGGCCAACAAUGCCGAUCCCAAUGAUCCCGUCGCCGUGGCACAGGCCCGUGUCACAUCCGAUUGGGGUAGUCUCUAUCUGUCACAGGACGAUGAUUCCAAUGAGCCAUUCAGUGAUUUGUACUACCCCGUGCUACCCGCGUUGGACGAUGUUGUCUUUGCGGAUCCACACAACAACAUCUCGGCGUUGGGAACAGUAGCAUUCUCCUUUUACUGGAGACACUCGCUCAAGGAUAUACUCCCCAGUCAAUCCAAAGGACUCAUUCUGGUCGUACAAAACCCCUGUCGAGGAGGGCAAAGCUUUACGUAUCAAAUCAAUGGAGCACAGCCAGUCUUUUUGGGAUUUGGUGAUUUGCACGAACCAAAAUUCGACCGCUAUGCCAGAUCCUCUCCCUUGGCCACACUCAUCGAACGCAACAAGGGGAAAUACACCGGAUUACCCAUGAAUGACAACUUUUGUCCCUUUACCAUCACCGUCUAUCCCUCCACAUUCAUGGCCAAGGACUACAUUACCAACGAACCCAUCUUGUUUGCCUUGGGAUCGGCAUUCAUUUUCAUCUUUGUCGCCACGCUGUUUUGUGCCUACGAUUUUCUCAUUCGACGCGAAUUCAAUGCCAAACAACGACUCCUCGAUAUCAAACGACACUUGAUGAUGUUUGUCAGUCAAGAAGUCCAAAGACCCCUCAAUGCCGUCUGCCAGGGAUUGUCCAUGUUACAAGAUGAAAUGAAAGAUGCCGUACCGGCCAUUACGCAUGAGAACAAUCGAAUGCACUAUUAUCACCACAAUCUACUCGAUGAUUCCAAUGUUGCACUGCGGACUCAAUAUCUUCAGGAUGAUGCCGAUCAUUUGCGAUCGCAUUUGGAAGGAUGGUUGCACAUGACCAAAAUGAUUUGUGAUUCGGCCGAGUCGUCCGUAGAUGUGCUGGGGGAUCUGUUGGCAUACGAUGAUAUUAUUCAAACAACCGACACCGAGGACGACAGCAGCUUUGCGUUGAAGCUGUCCGUGUUGAAUCUGUGGAAGCUCAUCUCGGACACGUCGCAGGAAUUCCUGUACAGUGCCCGCAGCAAAAACCUGCAAUACUCGUUGGAGAAUCGCCUGUUGGAUACGGACCUGGAGGGUGAAGAUGAUUUGGAAGAUCCAGAGACCAGAAUGGAGUCUCUCAAACUAGUGGGAGAUCAAAAGCGUCUGACGCAACUGCUUCGAAACCUACUCUCCAACGCAAUCAAGGUGACAUCUCCGAAUGGCCGAUUGACCAUUCGAGUUUCUUGGGAACCCAUGUCCGAUUCGGAAACAUACGACAAGCACGUGUUGGAAUUGGGGGAAGAAGUGAGUUUCAACCGUCGUGGGACGGCCCGUCUCGAGGUUACGGACACGGGCAAAGGAUUGGCAGAAUCACAGCUUCAAUUGCUGCAGGAUGGAGCAGAAGUCAUUUCGGCUGACAAUUUCGAAGCGGGAAAGAUCAAAGACAUUGGGCUUUUGAUCAGCAAGAGGGUGGCAUUGCAACAUAAUGGUGAUCUGAAAGCAUCCUCGAGUGAAAAUGGGACGACGUUUACAUUGGAGCUGCCGCUGUAUCAUGUACCAGACAACAAUAGCCACGCUGAGGACGAGCUACGUAGCCUUCCGCCAAUCCCCUGUCCCGUGGAUUUGGCUGGAAUGUACGGGCGGCAGCAACAGAAGUAG